CAUUCAAGUCCUCUCUAGUUUUUCCUUGUAUGAAUCGAGGAUAUACAAGGUCUCAUUUGCGCUUGAAAUCCCGGCAAUUUUUAUUGUAAAAUCAUGCAGUAGAAGGAAAAUAAAAAACAAAUAUUUUGACAAAUGCAAAUGGCGGAAAUGGGAAAUGAAGCUGUAAAUAUGGAAAUAUUUCAGCAUUUCUAUGGGGAAACUGACAACUGGGAUUAGUUAAAAGGCACCAGAACAACAGACGAGAAAAGAAACAAAAUUGACACACAAUGUGGAUGACAUGGCCUUCAAGAAUUUGCUGAAAAGUGAAUGCUCAUCAGAAAAUAUGUUAUCUCUUAGUAGUCCUUCAGGGGAAGCAAAUCAUUCUGAACAUCAGUUUAACAGAUUUAGAAAGUAUAUCAACGAUUCCCCUGAGCCUUACAGACAAGAUUUACAGCUUAUUUUACUUCCUGUUUUUGUGCAGCUUUAUUUAGAGCUAUUGUUUAAUAAUCAUAAAGUUCAAGCAAACAAGUUCUACAGUAGGCAUACCAAGCUUUUUGAUCAUAAUGUGAAAAAUAAAGCAACUGUAGAGCAGAUCUAUAAACUUAGUACCAGGGCUGAUAUGUUAUCUUGUAAAGAAGUUACAGACUGGAGGGACAACAAAUACCAAAUCAAAAUGAGUGAAGAAGCUCUAGACUAUAUAAGAAGAUACAUUAAGCAAGAAGAGAACACUAUGAUUGUACAAGUGUUUAACAAAUAUGUUAAGGUAGAAGUUAUUGCUGAACCUGAAUGUAAAAAUCAACAAUUGGAGUUAAAAGACAAUAAACUAAUUACAAAUGGCGAAAAGUUAGAAGAUCAACAGUCCUCAUCGGAAUCUAUGAAAUUGUUAAAACAAGCCAUUAAAAGUGUACGGGAAGGACAACCAUCUAUGUCAUCUAUAUGUUUUUAUACAUAUAUAAACGCAUAUCAAGGAUUGUGCAGUGUAGAUAUAUCAUCUGACCAGGGUAUGAUUAGUGCUGGAUUUGAGGACUCUUCUAUCAAAAUAUGGAGAGUAUCCCCUGGCUCUCUACAAACCAAAGAAACAGAUACGGAUCCUUCCAAACUAUUCCUGGCAGCUGAUUACUGGAAUGUAGAAUCAGAGGAAAGCUCACCAAAGUAUGAAGAAAGUGUAACUUUAAAGGCACACAAUGGUGCAGUGUAUAAAACCUGUUUCUUUAAUCAGCUACCAUAUUUGUUAUCUGGAUCUGAAGAUGGGUCAGUCAGACUAUGGGACUUAGAUGGUUUUACUAACAAAGUGUGUUACAAAGGCCAUAAUUAUCCAGUAUGGGAUAUCGACAUCAGCAAUAGUAAUGACUACUUUACAAGUUGUUCCCAAGAUAGAACAGCUAAGCUGUGGACAACAGACAGAAUAUACCCUCUAAGGUCAUUUGUAGGUCAUACAGCAGACAUAGAUUGUGUCAAGUUCCAUCCAAAUAGCAACUACAUAGCAACUGGUUCUAGUGAUAGAACUGUACGUCUCUGGAGUUUACAGGACGGGAAGAGUGUUAGACUAAUGCAGGGGCAUAGAGGAACCGUUCUGGCAUUAGCAUUCUCACAAAAUGGACAGUACUUAGCAUCAGCAGGAGAUGACAGAAGAAUCCGUGUAUGGGACUUGAACACAGGGACUUUGUUUAAAGAGCUUAGAGGUCAUACAGAAACAGUACAUGUUUUGUCCUUUAACAAAGACAGUACACUACUAGCUUCAGGUGGAAUAGAUUGCUGUAUCAAGGCGUGGGAUGUCAGGAAAGGUGUCAACAAUAACAACACUGUUGUGGAUGGACAUACAAGUGCAGAAAUGAUAGGAAGUUACCAGACUAAAUCUGCAACAGUCAUAUGGUUAAAUUAUACCAAGCAUAAUGUUCUACAGGCUGCAGGGACUGUAUAACAUAGCUGAUAUCUAACAUGAUAGGUUUGACUAGGAGUCACAGGUGCUGUAUAACAUCCAUGUCACUUCAGACACUGCUAAAAGUCUACAGCCAUGGGUGUAUAACAUCAGUGAAACACCUGACAUGACAGAUGUAAUGUCCUGCAAGAAGCAAGAGCUGUAUAACAUUCAUUAAGAUACCAAACAUGGCAGGUAUUGCUAGUGGUGGCAAGGUGUAUGAGUUCAUUCAGAAUAAACAGUUCAACAGAAAGGAGGGCCAUGUAAUAUCUGUAACACACCUACAGUGACAGGCAUUCUUAGGAGUUGAGAUUCAAAAGAAACAGUGACAAAGGAAGCAUAUGGUGAAUAUGUAUCAUAACAGCCAAAGGAGGCAUAUUUUUGGUCAAUGGAGAAUUGAAAUUGAACUAUUAUUCAAAUAUGUAAAUUACUGUUUAACAUGGUUUGAUACACAAAAAGUUGUCAUAGGGCAAAUAAGAUGUGAAAAGGGACCUAUAAGAUAAGAAUACAAAAGCAUUAGUAAACUUAAAAAAUAUAAAAUUCAUACUUUGAAAACUAUGAACCUUACAAAAUUCCUGCAUUAAGUCUUACUGCAGCAUUAAAGUGGUAGAUAUUAAAAGGAGUAUGUUCAACAUGGCCCAAUUUCCAGUGUGAAUUCAUAUUUAGUUUUAUGCAGAAUGUGCAAUAGUGAACAUACCUUUUUUAUUUUUAAAUUUAGUGAAUAAUAAACUGUCUAUUGAAGGGAGAUUAUUCCAAAAAAAAAUUACCUCAUAAUUUCCAAUUGUGUGAGAAAAAAUAUGAUGAGUAACUAUUCCAAAUAUUUUGAUACAGAACAGAUUGAAUUUCAAAGAUAUGUAUUUACCCAUUUGAUUUCUGACAUUUUUAAAAGUCAAAAUUUUAUUUUUACCUUAUCUUUAAAUAUUUCUUAAACUUUCUUAUUCUAAAAGUACCAUAAACAUCUGAUAUAAUACAUACUUCAUACACAUGAAGAAAAAGGAAUAACUGUUUUGAUUCAUUUAAUAUCUUAAUGUUUUCAAUGAAUACUUAUCUUAGAGUAGAUAUCUGUUAUCUUGCCAUUAGUAUGUCCUCGGUCAAUAUAAACUGACUGUCAUUAUUUAGUCAAAAGUGCUGAAAAUGGUUUAAACACCAAUCAAUCAAUUUGUCAUUAUUUGUUUAAUUUUGUAUCAAUAUUUGUAUGAGCAAUACAAAAAGAUAAGCAUAAAGAUCAUUCAUCUAAAUUCAUAUUGCAAAGUAUAUAUGUUGAUAACUUGAUAUUGCAAAGUAUAUGUUAAUUUUUAAAAGCAAUGCAAAGAUUUCAGGCAGCUAUGAGAUUGUUAUUUAUUUGUUACCAGUUGUUAU
This is a messenger RNA of Mytilus trossulus (common blue mussel), 3256 nucleotides long. RefSeq names its product TAF5-like RNA polymerase II p300/CBP-associated factor-associated factor 65 kDa subunit 5L. The record is from RefSeq and is a predicted model, not a curated record. Gene Ontology annotation, biological process: transcription initiation at RNA polymerase II promoter. Lineage: Eukaryota; Metazoa; Mollusca; Bivalvia; Mytilida; Mytilidae. The transcript is spliced from 15 exons. Gene Ontology annotation, cellular component: transcription factor TFIID complex. Gene Ontology annotation, molecular function: RNA polymerase II general transcription initiation factor activity; protein binding. Bases 278 to 1900 code for a protein of 540 amino acids.